UAGUUAAAAUUUGACGCCGAAGAUGGCAGCACAUACUUCCUUUUCCUGUGAAAUUUGACAUCGGGUUCUUUUACAAAUGGCGAGUGUCGGUUCACGUUGAAUUUUUGAUACUUGCUUAAGUGUAUUAACCUGUGAAUAUUUUGGUUCAUAAAUAAUAUAUUUUGUACAAUGUCGGAUACUUACGGAGAUGAAGGAGCCCAAGUGGCUGUGGCAUCAAAACUUGCAGAAAUGCCGGAAAUUGAAAUCAAACUAUUCGGCAAGUGGAACUGCGAUGAUGUACAGGUCUCAGAUAUGUCUUUGCAGGAUUAUAUUGCUGUGAAAGAAAAAAACGCAAAGUAUCUACCUCAUUCGGCAGGUCGGUAUGCCGCUAAACGUUUUCGCAAAGCUCAGUGCCCUAUUGUGGAGCGGUUGACAAAUUCAUUGAUGAUGCAUGGCAGGAAUAAUGGUAAAAAGUUAAUGGCCGUGCGCAUUGUGAAACAUGCAUUUGAAAUCAUUCACUUGCUUACUGGAGAAAAUCCACUUCAGAUUUUAGUAACCGCAAUUAUCAACUCUGGCCCGCGCGAAGACUCUACUCGAAUCGGAAGGGCUGGUACAGUUAGAAGGCAGGCCGUUGAUGUAUCGCCCUUGAGGAGAGUUAACCAGGCAAUCUGGUUGUUGUGUACCGGCGCCAGAGAAGCGGCAUUCCGUAACAUUAAAACAAUCGCUGAAUGUUUGGCUGACGAAUUGAUUAAUGCCGCAAAGGGUUCUUCCAAUUCUUAUGCCAUCAAAAAGAAAGACGAAUUGGAAAGAGUGGCCAAAUCUAACAGAUAAACAUAAACUGUCAUUAAAUUUUUGCUCCAA
This is a messenger RNA of Cylas formicarius (sweet potato weevil), 840 nucleotides long. Its product is annotated as small ribosomal subunit protein uS7. The coding region runs from base 169 to 810 and encodes 213 amino acids. Gene Ontology annotation, biological process: ribosomal small subunit assembly; translation. Gene Ontology annotation, cellular component: ribosome; cytosolic small ribosomal subunit. Lineage: Eukaryota; Metazoa; Arthropoda; Insecta; Coleoptera; Brentidae. The transcript is spliced from 5 exons. Gene Ontology annotation, molecular function: structural constituent of ribosome; mRNA binding; rRNA binding. The record is from RefSeq and is a predicted model, not a curated record.